This is a messenger RNA of Phycomyces blakesleeanus NRRL 1555(-), 687 nucleotides long. RefSeq lists its product as hypothetical. The record is from RefSeq and is a predicted model, not a curated record. Lineage: Eukaryota; Fungi; Mucoromycota; Mucoromycetes; Mucorales; Phycomycetaceae. The transcript is spliced from 2 exons. Bases 1 to 687 code for a protein of 228 amino acids.
AUGGCGAAAGACAUUGAAAUCGGCAAAAUUUACUCGCUUGGUAUAACCGUACCUUUACCUCAGCUUUCUCUUAACUUGGAUUUCCGUUGGUAUUUUUACUCGGAAAAUGUAACGACUUUUGUAAAAAAAAUCCUGAGGACAGUAGCCACAGAAUACCACAUUUACUCACAAUGCUCUUUGCUGGCAUUAGGAAGAGUAACUGUUCUUAACACUUUAAUCCUAUCCCAAGUUUGGCAUUUCUUGCAGUCAAUGCCUAUGCUUGAAUACUUCUUUGACACUCUUCGGAAUCGUAUGGGUCAGUCUCUCUGCAAGAACAUGUUUCCGAUAGCUAAGCUGGUUUCCCUGUGCACUUCAAUUUUGGCUGUCGAAUUGGGUGUUAUAAAGCUUCAAAUGGGACAGAAGACACGUCAGAUCGGAUGGCUUGAUUAUAUCCUAGAACCAAAUAUAGCAGAGUAUUUCGUCCCACCCUGGAUAAAUUACACCCUGAUACCUCAGCACGACAGCAGUGACCCGCACCUCCCACUAUUAUUCCCUUGUUUGGAUAAUUCUUACUGUUUUCCGCGCACUAUUUUCCGUCAUGGAUACUGUUCAUCGAGGCUUUUUAUUCAGCACCCCCACAUGGCUCACAUGGCGCACAUGGCGCACAUGGCUCACACUAUUCAUAUUGGGUGUGAUCAUAUUUUCUGA